AUGGGGUUAUGUAAACCUGCAGAUUAUAAAGAAUCAGAAAGUGCAAAAAAUAAAAUAUAUGGUGUUUUACCUUAUAUUUCCCCUGAAAUUUUAAGAGGACAAAAUUAUACUAAAGCUUCUGAUAUUUAUAGUUUUGAAAUUUUAAAUCAAUGGUAUCGUGAAUUUAGCAAUCUAAUAGAAUUACAAAAACAAAUUAAAGAAGCAGAAGAAAUCAACCAUAGUUUAUCGACUAGCAGCAUACCUUUAACUAAUUUAGGAUUAACAUAUGAAACACAUUCUGAAGCUGUUUAUACAAGUAGAUUACUUAAUUUUAAUAAUCUUCCCGAACCAAAAAAUUCUGAUGAUUAUUAUGAUGAACGAAAUGAUAAUAUAAUUAGUGAAAAUUUUUCAGAAUCUCUACAAAUUAAUAUUUCACAAUUGAAAAUUAGUGAUGCAGAAGAAACAAAAAAUGUUGAAGAAAUGAUAGAAUAAGAAAUUGUAGUAA
Molecule: messenger RNA, 484 nt
Organism: Rhizophagus irregularis DAOM 181602=DAOM 197198
Lineage: Eukaryota; Fungi; Glomeromycota; Glomeromycetes; Glomerales; Glomeraceae
Source: RefSeq, a predicted model, not a curated record